Molecule: messenger RNA, 10429 nt
Organism: Haliotis rufescens (red abalone)
Lineage: Eukaryota; Metazoa; Mollusca; Gastropoda; Lepetellida; Haliotidae
Product: importin-4-like
Exons: 30
Coding region: 8-3298 (1096 amino acids)
Biological process (GO): protein import into nucleus
Cellular component (GO): cytoplasm; nucleus
Molecular function (GO): nuclear import signal receptor activity; small GTPase binding
Source: RefSeq, a predicted model, not a curated record
AAUAAAGAUGGCGGCGCCCUUAGAAGCAAUUCUCGCGAAACUUCUCCAACCAGACAAUGCUGUUAUUCAAGAGGCAACUCAGAGUCUAAGGGAGGCAUUUAAGGAUCCCUCUGCUCUCGGAUCUCUCUGCCAGGUGUUGGCGACAUCACAGACACCUCAGAUUCGACAAUAUGCAGCUGUUCUUUUGAGACGAAAAAUCCAGAAAUCAAAGCAAUGGAAGGCAUUGACAGAAGAUGUUCGCCAAAGUAUCCGAGACAACAUCCUGCAGCUUCUGGUACAGGAGUCUGAGAAGGGUGUGCGCAAUGCUGUAGCUCAGAUUGUGGGCACUGUAGCCAAACAUGACCUGGCCACCAACAGCUGGCCCCAGGUGUUCGACUUCAUGAUCACAACAACAAAGGACCCUGAUGUAGCCAAGAGGGAGCUUGGGGCGUUUGUUCUGUACACUGUUUGUUCUGUGGCUUGUGAGCAGCUCAAGCCACACCUACGGUCCGUCCUGCAGCUCCUCACAGAGCUGAUCAACGACUCACAGAGCCGACAGGUGCCCUACUACGCUGUCAGGUCUAUGACAGAGUUGGUGUUCUUCGUGGGAGAUGACGAGAGUAAAUUUAUUCAAUCAAGUGUACCUCGCGUUGUUCAGAUAGUGAGAGAGCUGGCCCUUCAAGAUGAGGACAAGGCGUGUGAGGUGAUGGAGCUGUUUGACGAGCUCCUGGAGACGGAAGUGGCCAUUAUCAUGCCGCAUAUACGUCUCAUCGUCGAGUUUAGCUUGGAGUUAGCAGCAAAUGGUGAACUGGGAGACAGCGUCCGGGUCAAGGGCAUGUCCUUCAUAAGUUCACUCACAAGACUCAAGAAGAAGGCCAUCAUGAAGCAGAAGCUUGUCCCAACCAUCCUCCAGGUGAUGUUCACUGUCAUGACAACCAUCGAGGAGGACGAUGACACUGAGGAAGAUGAGGAUGUGGAGUCACACUCACCUGGACAGUAUGCACCACAGAGUUCACGCGAUGGGGAGAGUCCAAGCAAGGUGGCCUCGCAGGUUAUCGACACGCUGGCUCUUCAUCUUCCUCCAGACAAGCUUGUCCCAGAAGUGAUGCCGCUAGUUGAGAGUGGUCUGGCCAGUGACAAGCCAGGGUUCCGGAAGGCUGCAUACAUCGCUAUGGCUGUCAUAGCUGAGGGCUGUGCUGACUACAUCAUGAACAAGCACCUGAAUGCCAUCCUGCAGUGUGUGUGUAAAGGCCUGAAUGAUCCCGACCCCAUUGUCAGAAACUCAGCACUGUUUGCCCUGGGACAGUUCUCCGAGCAUCUACAGCCGAACAUCAGCAAGUUUGCCUCGGAGUUACUUCCCCUGUUGUUCCAGUAUCUAGGGCGGGCUACCCAGGAGGCUGACAAGAACCCUAAGGGUCUCACCAAAAGUUACUACGCUCUGGAAAUGUUUAUUGAAAAUCUAGAAAAAGAAAUCCUUCCAUUCCUGCCAAACCUGAUGGAGCACCUGUUGAUGGUGCUGAAGAGUUCCCCGUCAAUGAGAGCCAAGGAGCUGGCCAUCAGUGCACUGGGAGCUGCAGCUCUGGCCGCUAAGGAAGGUCUGGUGCCAUACUUCCAGGAAGUGAUGGAUCACUUCAAAGUGUACCUCACUGCCGUCGACAACGAGGACAUGAGGAAACUACAGAUACAGACUAUAGAUACCCUUGGAGUGCUUGCGCGGAGUGUCGGUGACGAGACCUUCCUGCCUCUGUGUAAAGAGUGUAUACAAUUUGGUAUCAACCUGCUGGAGAAUGCUGAUGACCCAGAUGUCCGACGUUGUGUCUACAGCCUGUUUGCUGCUGUGUCCAACCUGUUGAAGGAGGAGAUGGGCUCCUAUCUGGCCAAGAUAGUGCACUACAUGUUGCUCUCUGUCAAGUCCAAUGAGGGCGUUACGCCUCAUUUCAAAGAGGAGGCAGAGCAAGUGGCCAUAUUCAAUGAUGGUGAUUUCCAGGAUGAAGAAGACAUAGGGGAUGACGAUGAAGAGGAUGAUGAUAAUAACAAAAUUGAUGGCAUCAGUGUGGAGAACUCCUACCUGGACGAGAAAGAAGACGCGUGCACAUCUCUUGGGGAGCUGGCCGUCAACUGUGGGUCUGUGUUCCUGCCCUACCUGGAGACCAGUUACACAGAGGUCCUCGGCCUGAUAGAGUUCCCCGCCCCGGGGGUAAAGAAAGGCGCCAUCUCCUCCCUGUCUCAGUUUUGUCUGUGUGUCUUCCAGGUGUUCACCGAGACACAGUCACCCGAGACAAAAACAGCACUGAGCUCCAUGAUGCCGGCAGUCAUCCAGAAGCUACUGGAGGUAGUCAAGACGGACAUGGACCGCACGGUUGUCAUGGCGGCAGUGGAUGCUCUGCACGACAUGCUGGAGAAGAUAGGGGAGCCAGUGCUGAGUGAGUCUGGCUCCACUGAUGCUAUACUCACAACCGUAAAGGAGAUCUUUACACACAAGCUGGCAUGUCAGGAUCAGGAGGAUGAAGAUGAUGAUGAAACCCAGGCGGAAUAUGACGGGAUGCUGAUCGAAUCUGCGGGGGAUGUGUUGCCGGUGAUGGCGAGGCUUCUGGGAGGUCAACAGUUCCUCCCAUUCUUCAGCAGCUUCCUCACUGACCUCCUCAAAAGACUGAAAGAGACAAGCUCCACAUCAGAAAAGUCGUUUGCAGUCGGGACUCUUGCCGAAACAAUCGAAGCAUGUGGUCCUACCUCAGUAGCCUUCGUGGACACAUUGUAUCCAGUGUUCGUGAGGAUGAUACGUGAGGAGGAUGACGAAGUCCGCAGUAACGCGGUGUACGCUCUGGGCGUGCUGGCCAUGUACGGGGGAGAGAAGAUGCAGGUCCAGUACAAGGACAUCCUGAAGAUGUUGUUUGACAUCCUGAACAAGGAGACUAACGGCCGCGUCAUGGACAACAUCGCUGCUGCCAGCUGCCGCCUCAUUAUGGCCAACAAGGAUCAAGUUCCUCUUGAACAUGUGGUGCCGGUGAUCGUGCAGUGUCUGCCGCUCAAGGAGGACAUGGAGGAGUGGACCACCAUCUUCACCUGCCUGCUGCAGCUCUACAGCCACGGCAGCGAACAUGUGAUAAAGCUCCUUCCACAAAUACUGAAGUUGAUCGCCAGCAUACUCGGUUCAGACACUGUCAAACAAGACAUCCAGCAACUGUUGGUACAGUUUGUCCAGACCGUGGCUUCAGCCUACCCUGCUGUAUUCACUGAGGUCAAGACCAGUGUUGGACCAGAGCAAGCCAACAAACUUGACAUGUGUGUUGCCAUGGUAGCAGGAUCACCAACAGGAUGAAAGCCAUCUUGUUUCAAAACUUUUAUUCCCGCUCAAGCCUUGUGCCUAUGCAGUUCCUAUUUUAGUCUUGGAAAACAUUCAUAACUUGUCUAUGAUACGGCUAGCAUCUGAAAUAUUGUUGAACAGCCGCUGUGGUUGUUGGGAGAGAGUUGUGUGGUGCUUCAAGCUGCUUGUAAUAUCCGGCCAGUUUUUGUUAUGGCCUUGUAAGCAUGUUGAAAUAUCAACCUUUGCCGUGACGUCAAGUGAUAAUGAAUUGUUAUUACCUUGUGAAAGUCAGUGAUGAUGUUCGUGAAACCAUGACAAUCUUCUAGUCAAGAUCACUGUAUUAAGUUGAAAAUGAUAUAUUAACGGUAUUUUUUCUUUCCGCUUAACAUUUAGUAAUUUGGUAGAAACCAUUUUGUGUUACAUCAUGGAGAAAAGUUAUGUUUUAAGUUCUUGUAGAUAUAUAUGUGACCUAAAAUUGCUGAGUGUCUGUGAUAAGAAGUCUCAGACACUGUAUAACGUGACAAUCUGUUGUGAACCAAACCAUGGGAACACCUGAGGUAGCAGUGUAUAUGGUUGUUUUUACCUGUGGCUAUUUUUCGGUUUAGUUUAUGAGACAUUGACAAUAGGAAAUAAAAUUAAAAUUGUAAUCAUCACUCUGGUGAUGUUUUAUUGCAAAUUUCAUAUUUUCAUCGACCAAUUAUUUUUGUUCUGUUCGUUCACCUGAGAGAUGGUAGUGUUUGCCUGCGCACAACACACCAAAUAGCAAUUUUUCCAAAACUUGUACCCAUGACUGUGGGGUGCGCAUUAUUCUCAAGUGUCCCUGACAUUUCACAACUAGAUUAACAAAAUAUUGAAGUUUCUUUAUAUUUGGCUAAAGCUUGAACAUUAUGACAGCAGCAAUGCAUGAUUUGUAGCGUGUCUGUGUUACUGAACAUAAUCCAAAACCACGUCUAUUUGACAUAUCUGUACGAGCCUAACCCAUGGUUUCCAUACAGUGACAACUAUAAUCUGAUCAAGUAGAGGCUUUGAUCUGUAUGCAGUUGGUUAUGCAUGUUCAUCCGGCUAUAUUAAGAAGAUAUGUUGGUGAAAAGUUAAACUGAAAACACUUGAAGACCAAAUACAACACGGAUGUUUUUGUUUGCUUAUCAAACAUCAGAGAAUUAACUUUUCUUCUGCUUUUAGACCAGGGCCCACUUGCACAAAGUGAUCUUAGCUCCUAUACAUUCAUAUAGGCUUACGAUAGUCUUAGCGCUAAGAUCGUUUUGUGAAGGUGGGCCCAGAAGUGCAAAUUCUGAACUUGCCAGCUCACUUUUCAUCCAAUUGAAUGAGAAGCAGUGUGUUGCUUUACCAUGUUUACAGAAAAACAGUUGGAGUCUUAGGGAGCACUCCAAAAGUUCAAUGUUGGAUCAAUAUUUGAGUUUAGGGAGGGGGUGGGGAGGGGAGAUGGGUAAACAGGUUCUCCAUCCGACAAAAUCUCAGGCUUGUUACAGUUGAUACAUUUUCACACUAAAUAUCAGCUAGAAUAGUUAUCUUUGAAAGGGAUCAGCUACUCCGCUAAGGUAAAUGAGUUCAGUGGCCUGUAUAUGUUAACUCAAAAGCUCUACCGGGGUGUUCGCAUAGGCUUGUGGUUAAAGCGAUCGCUUGUCUAGACGAAGACCCGGGUUUGAUUCCAGACAUGGGUACAAUGUGUGAAGCCUGUUUCUGGUCCAGUCGUGAUAUUGCUGGAUAUUGCUAAAAGCAGCAUAAACUAUUCUCAAUCACUCACUCAAAAGCUCUACCGCACCCACAUUUAUAAGAAUAUUGAGCAUUAGGGGUCACUUGGCACAUGCUGUUAGGAGUUCUUGGUAACACAUCUGGUCUUUGGGGAUGUCAUUAAGUUCACAAUUGGGGAUCUUGAAACCUAUUUCCCAUACUCUUAACUUUCCUAUUGGUCCUUUAAUGGUAACAAAUAGAAGAUACAUGGUUGUACAUGAUUCCGGAUAUUGGGACCGGGAAAUAUUCCAAUCUAUCCAUUCCAUGAUCUGUUGAUUGUGUUUUGUCCUGUUCAGUAUUCAGGUGUCCGGGACCCUGUCUGACUGGUUCUGUGCUGAUGUUCCGUAUCCACCCAGGCAACAGAAGUCAAGUAGAAAUCUGGGUUAUCAUACAACCAACAUGGUGCUUAAAUAUCAAAAAAUAAUUUCAAAAGGUCAACAAUUUGAUCAAUCAAACAGUCAAUACUGUCAAACAAUUAGACAGUACAGUAUUCACAGUGUAACUGACUGUUAUAAUUAACAGAGGCUCAUAUGACUGUCCUGCAUUAGAACCAGUCACAACUUUAGACUGGUUUUAUUGGCAGCUCGGGAUCGGAUGGUCAGGCUCGCUGACUUGGUUCAUGCAUAUCAUUGAUCCCAAUUGCGUGGAUCUAUGCUCAUGAUAUUAAUCACUGGAUUGUCUGGUCCAGACUAGAUUAUUUACAGACCGCCGUCAUAUAGCUGGAAUAUUGCUGAGUGCGGUGUUAAACAGCAAACAAACCAAAAUCAUUAUCAGCUGCCUGUCUUCUGUGAAGUAGACUAGGCAACUGUCUGUAUGCAGCUAAUGUUGGAACCAGUCGUCUGGGCAACUGUCUGUAUGCAGCUAAUGUUGGAACCAGUCGUCUGGGCAACUGUCUGUAUGCAGCUAAUGUUGGAACCAGUCGUCUGGGCAACUGUCUGUAUGCAGCUAAUGUUGGAACCAGUCGUCUGGGUAACUGUCUGUAUGUAAAGCGGGUACUAGUAGACAGGGUAACUGUAUGUAACUGAUGCUGUACUGGUUUUGUGCAAAAUGUUGAAUAUAUUUGUUCUCUACUGACUGCAGUAUUAAACCCUAUAAUCAUAUACUCAACUUUAGAUUCGGAUAAUGACAUACGGAAGCUAAUUGGCCAAUAACUUACAAAUUAAUCAAUCAAAAUAUCCCUAUCAAUAUCAGUAAUGUGUAAGACUUUCUUAAUACACCCUCUUCAUCUUUUUGCUUAUUUCUAGAACUAGUCCUGCUAGUAGCAUCGUGACUUACAUUUUGGCGUUCCUUUAGAAUUCAGCACCACAAACUUCACAAACAUAUCACAAUUACUAUCUUCCCGAGGCAAGGGAGUUAAAUGACUGUAAAAGUCUGGUUUCCACCCUUACCUAACUAGGCUGGAAUUUCCACCAGUGGCUAUUAUGAGUUAUGUCCCUUCUGUGUCUCUCCUAUUGACCAAUCAGAUUCCACCUCUCAUAUCACUUGCAUUUGCUUCAAACAAAAUGGUGGUGCCUAGUCAAGGCGAUCUGAUCAGUAAUACAAAUCGUUUUUGUAAUAUAAAGGAUCUUUCUUUGCAAAGUGCAUCCAGUCACGUGAGUGCCUUGAUUAAAAACAUUUGGAAAAUAUCUGUUGAUGCCAAGCUGGCAUUACACAUGCAUGGCAGUUUAUGAACCAGAUGUCAAUUUCAUAACGCAGUUUCCAUUGGUCUAUGCAUAGACUCUUUAGUCCAGCCAAAAUAUGACUCCAUAAUUGCAGCCUAGUUUGGUGGAAACUGGAUUUUUAUAGCCAGUUAACUCUCUUGCCUUGGGAUGAUGCACAAUUACCCUAUAAUGUAACUUUUGAAAUGUUGCCAGAUAUAGUGGCGAAACAAUGCCCUGUGAAAUCAGGCUAGCAACAGUCUCGUAUGAGAUCUUUUCAGUAAUGUAUCAUUUCUACACGCCAUGUCAUUGAAUAAGAGAGUCCAACAGAUUCCCUCAAAAUCUGGUUACUUUUCUCACUGGCGUGCGACCUAUGGCAAAGAAUGUCCUAAUGGGCAGUUGUGGUACUGAAUUGUAAAGCUGCUCCAAAAUAUUAAAUCAACAACGUAUGUAUGCUCUUAAGCUUGCCAAGGGUAGUAGAUUUUAGGGAGAUGUUGGGAGCAUGACCAGGUUCCCUGUAGUGGGUGUUGGUUUGUUCAGAUUGUUGUUUGGUGAUUGUUGAAAUGCUGUACAGUUAGACAAUUUGAUUAAUGUAAAUGUUCUUAUUCAGUUUUCUUUGAAAUCUUGCAAAAUCAUUAGUUGUAGGUUGUUAAAGUGUUCACCAUGUUUAUUUGCAGUGUUUUUAAGUCAAUUUGCCCUCCUGACUGACAUUUUGAUGGAUGUUUGACAGAAAAUAGUUCCGGGCCCGACAACAACUAAUUUAAAGAUGCCUGAACUAUUUUCAUCAAGACAUCCAUGCUAUGUUAACAAUUUCAGAUUAAUAUGAAAGAAAUGAAUUUUACCAGGAACUAUAUUCAUUGUAUGAAAUUUCCUCUGUUGGCAGAGAUGUCUGCUUAUCAUGUUUAUGGACAAAUAGAUCAUGAUAAUUGAUACUGUUAGUGAUGAGAAUUGCAUUGAUGACCAAGGGACUGACCAUUGUAUGUUGAAGGGGAUGGUGCUGAAGGCUGUAGUUCUUUACACAUGUAUUUGUCGACGGAGACACAAUUUGUUUUUUAUUCCUAAGGCUAAACAAAAUAAUAGUCUUGGUUUUCAGACACUGCCCACACCAUCAUAAUGUCUGCCACAUGUUUCAUAUGAAUUCCAUUUUCAAAAAAAAAUCAAAAUAUCCUAAUCCUUAAAAACAAUGUGAUCCAAUAUAGCAUGCAGUUACUUCCUAGUUUAAACCAAAAAAAACACGGCCCGCCCACACUAUUUUUCAAAAGUCGAUGCCGGAGAACUAAUUCUUUUCUUUUUUUUUAAGCCUACAAGAUAUGUUUUCAUCUGUUGUUUAUUUUCGUGCAGAAAUGGAACACAUUUACUUUUCACCAGUUUCUGACUGCCAUUCCCCUUGAAGAUAAGUCGUCAGUCCUUCAGAAUGUUGAACUGUACUUCUCUGCAUGUACUUAAGAGUAUGUCAUUGAUUAUGAUAUAGCGCUGAGACAUUAUUUCGUGAUGAUAAAUUGGGAAAAAAAGAACCUUGUCAAAAUGUAAUGAACAACAACCAAAUUUUCAGAGUUAUUCAUUGCUGUUUUCUGGCAUUGUUGUUGUUUUGUAUUUUAUGAGAAUGUUACCAUGGUUACAGUGCAAUAUUUUCUUUUUCACAUUGGAUUUCUCCAUUUCGACUUUGCCAUGAAUGUGAAUUAAUUGCCUUUAAAGUGUUCAGAACUUUUUCUUGAAUGUUGUAAACUAUCUGUAGCAUGAAAGACGACCAGUCAUUCCCUUUGAUGACACGACAAGGCUUCAUAAUAUUACAAUUGUCAACUUUCCGUGUGUCAUAUCACAACCUUUCUAUAGAAAUGGGGGGACAUUCGUCUUUUGCGCCACAAUUCGUUGUAGGGAGUUGUGUCCCUUAAACCUAUGAUCGUGGGUUUGAAUCCCGCGAAUCCCCAAUUGUUUCCUGGUUUGCCAGCACCAUUCCUGUGGGUUUCAGUGGUAAACAUCUGAGACACAAUUUGCUGUGCAGGAUUAAGUGAGAAGAGGUUCAAAUCCUGGAUUCUCUCCGAUUGUGGACUUUGGAUUAGCGCUGAAACAUGUUGAUUUAACAGAAAUACUGUUCAAAAUGGUGUUGAGCCCAUGAGGCGCACUCAUUCACACAAGAAUGAAUAAAUAGUUAACAUUUCAUUGGCUAUCCAAGCAAGUAUUUUUGCAUUUAUUUUUUGAUAGAGAGAAAAAACAUAGGCCACACCUAGCUGUUUUCUGUUUAGUGAUUGGCUGAUAACAGAAUGGGCAGUUUUUUUCCCUGUUGCAUUAUUCCGCUAAACAAAGUCACCGAUUUUGUAGUGUUGCCUACAGGGUUUUUUUCUGUUGCAGAUUUACACAGUAUGCCAAUCUCAAUGAAAUCAGACCUUCAUUCUUGCUACUGCUAUCAGAUCUGAUUAAUGAGAUUGCACACCGUUUUUAACAUUGAUACCUGCAUAAACGUAAAAAUAUCGAUGUCAAUAUUUCUUUUAAAAAUAGUUCUUUCUAGUUUGUAAGUAUUGAUAACUAGGUUGUUACAUGGACGCCGAACAUGAACUUUCAGCGGGUAAAACUCUGUACCGCUGAUAGUAGCUCACUCACAGUGCCUGGGCUUGUGGGCAGCAUGUUGGGCAGAAACCAUACUCACUCACUCACUCACAGACUACACAUGGCCCCAAUGGCAGAAGAGGUCACUAUGAAGUAUUAUCUCUCCUGAUACAGCUAUGUGACAGUCUCUGGCCCAGUUUCCACAAAGUGCAACUAUUGUAGCUCUUAAACCGUAGCAGACCAUAGAUCCGGGGUGGAAUAGGUCUUCAGCAACCCAUGCUUGCCGUAAAAGGCGACUAUGCUUGUUGUAAGAGGCGACAUGGUUGAUACAUGUCAUCGUAUCCCAAUUGCAUGGAUCGAUGCUCAUGAUGUCAAUCACUGUAUUAUCUGGUCCAGACUCGAUUAUUUACUUCUGAAUAUUGCUGAGUGUGACGUUAAACAACAAACAAACAAAGAAAACAAACUUAAACUGUAGCACAGACUGGCAAUAGUCAUUGUGCUAAUAUUGCUGUGCAGCCCUUUAGUGUGUGGUUAACAGACAUCCUGUACACACCUGUACGGGCAGAAACCAUACUCACUCACUCACUCACAGACUACACAUGGCCCCAAUGGCAGAAGAGGUCACUAUGAAGUAUUAUCUCUCCUGAUACAGCUAUGUGACAGUCUCUGGCCCAGUUUCCACAAAGUGCAACUAUUGUAGCUCUUAAACCAUAGCAGACCAUAGAUCCGGGGUGGAAUAGGUCUUCAGCAACCCAUGCUUGCCGUAAAAGGCGACUAUGCUUGUUGUAAGAGGCGACUUGGUUGAUACAUGUCAUCGUAUCCCAAUUGCAUGGAUCGAUGCUCAUGAUGUCAAUCACUGUAUUAUCUGGUCCAGACUCGAUUAUUUACUUCUGAAUAUUGCUGAAUGUGACGUUAAACAACAACAAACAAACAAACAAACAAAACAAACUUAAACUGUAGCACAGACUGGCAAUAGUCAUUGUGCUAAUAUUGCUGUGCAGCCCUUUAGUGUGUGGUUAACAGACAUCCUGUACACACCUGUACGUGCACAUCCUUGUAUGAUGCAUGCUGAACCUGUGUAGGUGCAUGAUACUUGGAAAGAAACGUGAGAGAUUAUUACGGCUUAGUUGUCCUGUUUUCAUGCUAGAGUUUGUUACAUCCAAAGAGAAAGUUCUGAAAACUAUUUUCAGUCAAUAAAUUGUGAUGAAGCUGA